Molecule: messenger RNA, 201 nt
Organism: Morchella importuna
Lineage: Eukaryota; Fungi; Ascomycota; Pezizomycetes; Pezizales; Morchellaceae
Exons: 2
Coding region: 1-201 (66 amino acids)
Source: RefSeq, a predicted model, not a curated record
AUGAACAUUUCAGUCUUCAAAGUUCAUAGGGGCUUCAGACAGUCGCCUCUAUCGCAUCACAUUCGUACCCAGGGAAACGACUUAAUCCUCGAAAUUUAUAGGACAAUCGGUGAGGGCUCGAAGACGGAUAAUAGUUGGUUAACUUAUGAUUGGCUCAAUCAAGAUCCCACGAAAUUCAAGCCUAGACAGGGGCAUUGGUAA